GAGGAAGAGAGAGAGAGAGAGAACGCACGUGUAAGAUUAAAAGUGGGUCGCUGACAUUGGCAGUUGCGCAGUUCCAUUGAACAGAGAGACCCGGGCUUCUCUACUGUCCCUGGACGUGACACACAGCUGGAUUAUGAGGAAAUGAUCCUGUGCAGAAUCUCCACCUUUCGCUGUAAUUUAGACUAACGGCUGAUGGUGAAAAUGAGAAAAGUGAACUGAGCUGAACUACCAAGCAGAGAAAAUAAAGAAUGAGCGUCUAAAACCAGUGAUGGGGCCUCUACGGUUUUCUGUCUACGUGCUCCUCCUUGCUCAGCUCCACCCCAGUCACUCCCACCAGAGCCUGAGAUGUCUGAAUGACUACAUAAACAACAUUACCUGCGUCUGGGAGAGCGGAGGAGUCCCGCCAGCCGCAGUCUGCACUCUCCAUGGCGUUUCCGUAGGUUUGUGGGAAACCACAUAUUCAAAAUGUGAACUGAAGCCCUUGAAUAAGCAGGAUCCAUCACUACGAGGGUGCCACCUUGUUUUUGAGACAAAGCAAUUCCAUGGAAAGACUAAAAUUCCCAUACAUGUCAACUGUGAGAACGUGACGGAUCCUGUGGCUCAGAUACAGCACUAUGAACCACGCCUACACAUAAAAAUGAAUCCGCCUGGCAAACCGAACAUCACCAAUUACACCAUCUCCUGGAGUCCUGGCCAUCCUUUCUCAGAUAUUCUGCCCGACUACGCUUUCCAGCUGCAGUUCAAGCAGAAAGACCAGCGCUGGGAGGAUGUAGAUCCCGUCACCAUAUUGGACAAAAGGACGCAGGAGCAGCUCAGCGAAGAAGCCCUGGAGAAAGGGAAGAGCUAUCAGGUCAGGGUUCGAGUGGGCGUGCCCCCCCAGGAUGAAGGCUACAAAGGAGAAUGGAGCCACUGGGGCCCCAUCACUUCCUGGAGGUCAGAGGUCGGGAGGGAACUAACCAGAGAAGUGACCAGGCCACCAGCAGACACAAUGAAAGAGAAAGAGAGGAUGCUUAUCGGUUGUGGCGCUGUGCUGUUGGUGUUUCUGGUGGCCAUCAGCAUCACAUUACCCAUCAGACUCUGGGUCAACAAGGCGAACUGCAAACCGGUCCCCAAUCCCUCUAAGUAUUUUGAAGUCCUCAAUUCAAUUCAUGGCGGAAAUUUCCAGAAGUGGCUGAGUCCUGUGUUCUCUGCCCAAUCCUUUGAUGUCCUCCAGUAUUCUGACGACAUCUCCCACGUGGAGGUCUUCAGCGCAAAGGACACCAGCGCCCUCUUCAGGAAAGAGAGCGCCCCUGCAUCCCAGCCGCAGGGCGUCAGUGGGCAGUCCCCUAGCUUCUCCAACCUCAGCUACUUCUGCUCCAGUUACCCUUACAAGGUAGAAAUGCACCCUGUGUGCUCUGGUGACCAGCCAGCAGAGGGCGCUGCUGAAGAGGAGGGGAAGGAUAGGCCAGGGGUGACCAGCGCCGGCUCAAUCCAAAUGGGCUCUUCCUACGAGAGCCUGCAGACACUCAUCGACAGACGAGGGGAGCCCAUACACCCGGAUUCGGGCAUCGGAGUGGGAUCUGAGGACCAGGAGGACACCGAGGACGAAGGGGAGGUCGUGCGGAAAGGGACGGCUAUCUGCUCCGACCCUACGGCCUUCCUCCCGUUUCUCUGCCCUUUUGGAAAGUCCCCUUUCCACGACCCCUUCCCCCAGCACCCGUCUGCUUUCCCCCAUUUUCCCUUCCCAUUGCCUAACAAGGGAGCGGGACGAUUAGUGCAGCCCUGUAGUGAUGAAUACAUGCCUGUGAAGGAGAUCUGUAGCAGCUCAGCAGGCAAGUGUUCUGAGGAAAACACGUCAAAAUGAACUCGUGAUGCGUUCUGUUCCCCGAUUCUGGGAGUUUCAAAGUGACCACAGUCCUAUCUGGCAGCUAUGAGUGAAAGCGUUUCUCUGUAGAAUUAAUAUGCUUAAUAUUGUCUUCUGAUUGCCUUUUGAGAGGGCACUGCUGCGUAGCACAUUCAAAACAUCACAUUUAGAUUUUUGCCCAUGGCUCUUAAUUCAAAAUGUUUUACGGCAGGAAAUUUGACUGAUGUGUGUACCUGUGAACAGCCUUGCAUAACUUUAAGAUGCAAAGUAAUGCAGUAAGUUUAGCUCUGAUCAUUCUAUGCAACUCCCUCUUUUGACAUUCAUUAAUGACCAUACUAAUUACUUUCUCUCUUUUUUUUUUGGGCCCA
Messenger RNA from Anguilla anguilla (European eel), 2211 nucleotides. Its product is annotated as interleukin-2 receptor subunit beta-like. Gene Ontology annotation, molecular function: cytokine receptor activity; protein binding. The record is from RefSeq and is a predicted model, not a curated record. Gene Ontology annotation, biological process: cytokine-mediated signaling pathway; immunoglobulin mediated immune response. Bases 269 to 1843 code for a protein of 524 amino acids. Gene Ontology annotation, cellular component: external side of plasma membrane. Lineage: Eukaryota; Metazoa; Chordata; Actinopteri; Anguilliformes; Anguillidae. The transcript is spliced from 10 exons.